AUGGUUUCUUCAACUCCCUUAACAGAUGAUAUGCUGCUCGAGAUCUUUCAUCUUCCUCUAAAUUCAACCUACAAGUUUAAAUGUCUAUCUAAGGUAUGGUUAUCUAACCUCUCACACCCUGAAUUCAUUACCAAAUGGUUCAAAAUUAACAGCAAAUCUCUUCUAUGGAUACAAUAUUAUUCAACUAAUGAUCGCCGGGUUACUGAUGAACAUGAUGAUAAAAACCGCUUGAUAUCUAAGAUGGCAUAUCCUGAAUCACAUUCAGGGUUCAUGUCUAGAAAUGACCAUUUGUUCUCUCUUAAGUUUCUUAUGAAUCAGAAACCAUCUGGAGCUGAGUUGCUUGUUUUAGGUUCUAGUAAUGGCUUGGUACUUUGUUCAGUUAUUUUGUAUCCUCGGAGGAAGAAGACGGAUGGUGUGUAUCAUGUUUGUAAUCCACUAACUCAGAAAUGGGUUUCACUUCCUCCCUAUAUUGAAGGAUUUGGUGUUAAUGCUAUAUCUUGUGAGUAUUCAUCAUCAUUCCCAAGUUGUUUUAAGGUUGUACGUAUCCGAGAAUUUGAAUCGCCUUCGAAGAAAUUCAAAGUUGAUAUGUUUUGUUCUACUCUUGGUGUUUGGGAAAGCUUUCAAGUUUCGUGUGAUAAAAAUGUUGUGUGGGGAUGGUCUAAUAAUAGUGUUACCCUUAAUGGUGUUUUGUUUUGGGCUGAAGGGGGUGGAAUGUUAGUUUGUGAUCUUAAUCAGAAAAAUGGAAGUGGUGGACGGCGAUGUAGUUUGAUUGAUUUGCCGGAUAGGGUGCUUGGUGUUGAUGAGUUUGGUAUCUUUGAUAGUCGCAUUGGGGAGUCAGAAGGCGAUUCAAACUCAUCAAGAUACCAGUAA
Papaver somniferum (opium poppy) is the source of this 870-nucleotide messenger RNA. RefSeq names its product F-box protein At5g41720-like. NCBI's taxonomy places the organism in Eukaryota, Viridiplantae, Streptophyta, Magnoliopsida, Ranunculales, Papaveraceae. The transcript has a single exon. The record is from RefSeq and is a predicted model, not a curated record. Bases 1 to 870 code for a protein of 289 amino acids.